Molecule: messenger RNA, 3075 nt
Organism: Peniophora sp. CBMAI 1063
Lineage: Eukaryota; Fungi; Basidiomycota; Agaricomycetes; Russulales; Peniophoraceae
Source: the annotation of a GenBank genome assembly
AUGUCACGCGUCUCGCAGAAACGCAACUAUGAAAGCUCGUCACCGCAAGCAGAAUCUGGGUUUGGGGAGUACAGCAAACCCCUAAGCCAUCAGGAUCUCAAGUACUUGGACGACGCCGGCGUUCCCCAGCGUGGGUUCCUCAGCGGACGCGUCGUUGGCACCAGCUUCACCCAUGGCAUGUUUUGCGUUGAACUGGAGAUGCAAGACAGGCACAUUCUAGCUCUGCGCUUCGAGGGCCACUUCGCACUGCGCAUUCAACAAGUCGCCGAGUUUGGCUCGAACAUCCGGGUCUCGACGCGUGGCGCCGUCGUCGACCCCGGUCGCAUGACGACUUUGCGUUACAGCUCCGGCGCGCAUGUUUCCAUAGAGACAGUGCUCAAUGCUUGGGCGGGCCAAGGUACUGCCGAACAGCGACAGAACAAGCGAGUCAGAUACUCGCAGAACUCCGCACCUCGCCAGCUUACCUCCAUGAGCGAUGAUACGUGGCUCAAUACCCAGCAAUCGGCCGUGGACGUCUUCGUGGCGGAGCCCAACGAUAUCACCUAUUCGCGAGCGCGAUUCUCUCCGACAGAACUCCCCACUCCCCGCACCAGUUCGCCUAUGGAGACCAUGGAUGCACUGCGAAGCUCUUUUCCAACGAGUGACAAUCGUCGGCUACAUGGCGCUCUCCUUGCCGCGCGGUCGCUCAUACCAGACGAUGAGGACAGUCCGAUGGAUGACGACGUCUCAUACGCACAGGACCGGGAGAGUCCCACUCCUGCUGAGAGCUCUCGAACCAUUAAGAACAGGGAGAAGGCGCUGGGAAAGAGGAAGAAGCGAGAAGAGAAACGUCGCAAGUCGGAGAUCGGAGCGCAAUCCACUCAGCGGUCGACGACAGCGGAUGAGCUAUCCUCCUCCUCGCAAGAUCGAGAGGAGGUCGAGAAUAUACUAGCGCCAUCUACGUCAUCGGACGCAGGAGGUGAGGCACCCGUAUCUGAGUCUCUACUGGAUACAUUCCGUCCUGAAGUUGUCAUGGGCUUCAUGACAAACUUCACUCCCAUUGAAGAACUUUUCGUCAACCAGAAAGAGUCCUUCAUCGGCGUGGUACACCAUGUUGGAGAACUUGAACAAUCAAUGCGCAAUCGGCGAGAUUGGUACCGGAAGGUGACACUCAUCGACCCUUCCAAUUUCGACAGAUGUGGUGGAGUACUCUACGACGAAUCUAGGCCGGUCGGGCUCAGCGUCACUAUGUUCAACAAGUACAUCCCUUGGAUCCCUAAGGCAGCGCCUGGGGACAUCCUACUCGUCAACAACGCCAAAGUCGUGCGACUCAACGGCGACUCGAAGCUCUCUGCCACAGCCUACAGCGAUCAGUUCAAGUGGGCGCUCUUCGGACGCCAGUCACGCUCGUUUUGCGAGAUCGACCUUGACGACGCCCCCAAGAGUCACAUUGUCAAAGACAACCACGUGGAAACGGAGUAUACACCGUUUCUCGUUGUCGCCGAGGAAGAACGAGCCCAUUGCGAGAAGCUUGCCGCGUGGUGGGAUGAGGUACAACAGCGGAGAGCGGAGAAGCGGGGCGUAGUGCAGCACAUUGGCGACGAUCCAGUACCGCUCUCGACCCCAGGACCUUCGUCCAGACCUCCCAAGCGAAAGCAUCAGCUCAUCAAGGACGUUGACUACAGGAUUAUGCCAUACUUUGAUUGCACGGUAGAGAUUGUCUAUGUUGCCCAGAGUAACGACAUGACUCUUGUCUAUGCCACGGACUACACCGCGAACACCACAGGUCUCGGGCUACGACCGGUGCGGACAGAGUGGUGCCCGGCAAACCUGGCGACAUCAGCGUUGCAAAUCGAGUUCUACGGUUCGGAAGCAGCCAACUUCGUCCGGGAGCAGCAGUUGGAUAAGGGCCAGCUCUGGACGUUCUGCAACGUGCGGAUGAAACCGGGAAGAGGCGAUCAAUACCUCGAGGCGAACUUUUCGGAGACGCGGAAGGCAUACAGGCUCGAAGAGGAAGAGAAGAACAAGAACUCUUUCCUCGCUGACCUGCUGAUACGUAAGAAGGAAUUUGAGGAGAGCAACAACAGCCCGCAUGAGUUCGAACAUCAGACAAUCGGGGAGGCUGAGGUUGGAUCGGUGGCCUCUUUGUUCACUUGUACCGUUGAGGUUCUUAGCGUGUCGAAGAGCACUAUUGAGGGCGCUCCAGCGAAGAUCUACGUCACCGACUAUACGUCGCGUGCAGACCUCAAGGCUCCGCUAUCCCCGGAACUGCGGGAGAAGCACAAAGACGCUGUCCUGAUGGUCCAGCUGGAUGAAGGCCAAGCUGAACGCGCGGAUAAGCUGAGCCCAGGCAAUAUCAUCCGGAUACAGAAUCUGCGCGCGAAGAUAGGACUGGACGGCAAGGUCAGCGCUAGGAUCGGUGGCGGCGACAAUCUUAUCCGUAAGCUGGAUGCGUCGUCUGACGAUCUUCACGUCAUCGCACUAUUGGAGCGGAAGGCUUUGAGCGGCGCAGGAGCGCCUGAACCACCACCCAGACCCAUCGGCAAGCCCGUGAACGUCAAGGUCCCUCCAUCCUUCGCCCGUUCACGGCCUGCUCCGGAUGCUUCGACCAGGAACGCCUUCGUCAUCGGUCAGAUUUUGGACGACGCGUCCGAGGAAGAUAAGAUGUUCCAGAUGAAGGCGCGCGUCGCGGACUAUGAGCCGAAAGACCUCGCCGAGUGUAUCGUCCGCGCGUGCACUGUCUGCAGCGAACCCGUGGAAGCUGAUGACCCUCAGUGUCCCGUAUGCAGUGCCGGGGCGGAGAAUCUGAAGUAUCGGUUUGGUGUUACCCUCACGCUUGUGGACGCCCCGCGACCUUUUGGGGAUACCGCUCUCGACGUAUUUGCUACGGGCGACUGGGCUGCAUUGUCCGACCUCGACCCGGAGACCCUCGUGCUCUCCGGAGAUGGCGCCGAGAUGAUAUCGGCGCGGCUACGCAAGUACAUCUGGCACAUUGAGAACGAUGGAAAGAAGAGACCUGGGUCCGAAUUUGAGUUCACGAUUGAACGCAGACGGGAUGCGGACGGUGAAGUCCAAUACUUUCUCAUCACGGGUUGA